UACUGCUUAAGCAUCCAGGCAAAGUACAUCGAGACGCAGGCUGAAAUCAAGUUUGUCUUCUAGAAUGACUAACUAUAUCCACGUACCCGCCUGUUCCCCUGCAGUUCCCAAAUUAGAUAUUACUGUAGAUGAUAAAGAUAUCAGUGCAGGAGCAAUGAAACUGAUUAAGGAACUGAGACCCAAUUGGGAUCCGUCAGAGGUCAAAAUGAAGCUUUUCACAGAUGGCAUUACUAACAAGCUCAUUGGCUGUUAUGUUGGCGAGGGGAUGGAGGAUGUAGUCCUGGUAAGGAUAUAUGGCAACAAGACUGAGCUUUUUGUGGAUCGUAAGAAUGAAGUGAAGAGUUUUCGUGUGCUGCAUGCUCACAACUGUGCACCCCCUCUCUACUGCACUUUCAACAAUGGUCUGUGCUAUGAGUUCAUGCAUGGGACUGCCCUUGACCCAGAAGACAUCCGCCAACCAGAGCUUUUCAGGCUAAUAGCCAGACAGUUGGCCAAAUUCCACGCUAUUCAUGCUCACAACGGCUGGGUCCCGAAGUCCAACUUGUGGAUGAAGAUGGGGAAGUAUUUUUCCCUUGCUCCUACUGAGUUUGAGGACAAAGCAGUAAACCACAGGUUCCUAAAUGAAGUCCCUAGUUCUCAAGAGUUGCAGCAGGAGAUGGCCUGGAUGAAGGAAUGUCUCUCAGGUCUGGGUUCCCCUGUGGUUUUCUGUCACAAUGACCUCUUGUGCAAAAACAUUAUCUUCAAUGAGAAAGGUAAUGUAAAGUUCAUUGACUAUGAGUAUGCUGGCUACAACUACCAGGGCUUUGAUAUUGGGAACCAUUUUAAUGAGUUUGCAGGUAUAAAUGAGGUGGACUACAGCCGCUAUCCCAGCAAGGAGCUGCAAAUGCAGUGGCUGAAAGCCUACCUUGAAAGUUACAAAGAAUACAAAGGCCAGGGUUCUCAGGUCUCGGAGAAAGAAGUGGAGGUUCUCUAUGUUCAAGUCAAUCAGUUUGCUCUUGCUUCUCACUUCUUCUGGGGACUGUGGGCUUUGAUCCAAGCUAAAUACUCAACUAUUGACUUUGAUUUCCUUGGGUAUGCAAUUGUCCGCUUUAAUCAGUAUAUCAAAAUGAAGCCAGAAGUGACAGCCUUGAACUUCCCAUAAUAAUCCAUCCUCAAUCAGAAAGUCAUCAAGUGAAUCAUCACAGAAGAAGCAAUGGUGUGCAUGUUGGCUCUCCGUGGACCCUAGAUAAGCAGUUGCUCGACACGACCCAUCUUUGCUGAAAACAUUAACUCAUCAGCUUAGUCCAGCACCAUUUUAUCUCCAAGGUGGAAGGCAGCUUGACAUGCUGUAAAAUCAUGAAGGGGUUUUGGAUCACUUUGUCAAUAUAUGUUCUACAGGGAGAUAUGGAUUAUUUCUAAUUUAAGGCUGUAUUUUUGUCACGGUUAUCACAGAUUUCAUGAUUUCUAUGACAUUUGUUGUAUAAUAACUGUAGAGAAAAAUGAUCAAUUUUCAAUGUAACAACACUAUUUUCUUUGCUUUUAAUACAUAUUAUGUUUAAUCUUGAAAUCUAGUUUUAGAUCUCCAGUGUAAAAUUAGAUAAACAGAAGUCCAGAUAGUCAGACCACAUGAAAACCCAAUACAUUGAGCUUGCACAAAAAUACAUUCUUUACAUAUUCUGUUAUUUAGGAGCAACUUCUGACUAAGUUUCAGCAAAUUGGUAUUUGCUGUCUUCCUAGAUUUUUGGACCAAAUGUUUUCUUUGUGUAUAUGUAUUGUUUGAUUGUGUGGAAGUGUUGAUGGUUCAAAUAUUGCAAUUAACUGUAAACAGAAAACCUGUUAGUUUUCAGAAAGAUUAAAAAUAAAGGAACUUAUUACAUUAUUAUUUUAAUAUGAAUGCUCACUUUGCAAUCAAUGAUCGGAAAUCUGGCUUAAAGAUUGUCACACUAUUAAAUUCUUAGUUGUGAACAAUUUCACACUGACUGAAGUGCUCACACUUCUGCUUGUAUAUAGUUAUAAAAAUAAUUUCUACAUUCAAGUUACUAGUUUGUAACCUUUAUUUUGAUCAAAAUGGCGUAUUUUAAAAUACCAAAUUAAAAUGAAAGAUUGUGUUAGAGCUACAACUUCUUUUGGGUGCUUCAGGCACUAAGUUUAUUAAUAAACCUGUUUAUCAUGGUUUACAAAUAAAACUCUGAAUGGAGAAAUAAUGCCUUAAUGCACAACAGGUCUAGUUUUUCAGAUUAAAUAAAGCACAUUACUAUUUUUCUUAUGCACAUGUAGACAGGAGGAAGGUAAACGUGAGGUAAUGUGAUUUAUUUUCCACAGUUCGUGUUUAACUAGUUACGUGUCAAGCGAUGGAGGUUGCUUAAAGGCAUCACUGAUAUCAAAGCAACAUGGAUUCCUAUUAAUAUACUGAAAGUAAUAUUGCUAUUCUGAAAUUGGCAGUUAUAAAAAAAAAAAAAAGCUAAAGCUGCUUUAUGAGUCUCGUCACUCUUGUUUUUAGAUGCUUGUAAAAUAGCAGUAAAUUAUUAACCAUGUUGCUUUACCUAAUGAACAAGAUGAAGUAGUUUGGUUUUAAAAAAAAUAUCUUCUAAAGUACAAGUACCAGCUUCACUUUUUAGGCAUUCUACUUAAGGCUACGAUUUUAUAAUGGCAGUCACAGAAAUCGUGAAUUUGGAAAAAAAAAAAAAGUAAAAACACUUGAUUAGGCACUUCCUUUAUUUCCUUUAAAACAUGCAGUGUGCCAUGCACUGAAAAUAGAAAUCUGUGAGUAUCUGUAAAUUGUUUGGAUCAUACGGUACUUCUGUUGCAGAUGAAUGUGAUACGUCCGGCGCAGACAGCUAGGUGUGCAGCUUCACUUCCUGCUAUAUGGGAAGCAUCAUGCCACAGCCCUUUUGACUGCGCAGAGUGGUCGCAGCUGUUGUUCAUACUUUAAAUACAGUUCUUUUGCAAAAUUGGUUAAAUGUACUGUGGCAGAGCACAGUUCUGCUUUUUAGAAAUUGGCAGGGAUGGGGUUAAAUUUCCCUACCUGCCUUGGU
Molecule: messenger RNA, 3014 nt
Organism: Polyodon spathula (Mississippi paddlefish)
Lineage: Eukaryota; Metazoa; Chordata; Actinopteri; Acipenseriformes; Polyodontidae
Product: ethanolamine kinase 1-like
Exons: 8
Coding region: 65-1141 (358 amino acids)
Biological process (GO): phosphatidylethanolamine biosynthetic process
Cellular component (GO): cytoplasm
Molecular function (GO): ethanolamine kinase activity
Source: RefSeq, a predicted model, not a curated record